Mytilus californianus (California mussel) is the source of this 4593-nucleotide messenger RNA. RefSeq lists its product as uncharacterized. The transcript is spliced from 6 exons. The record is from RefSeq and is a predicted model, not a curated record. The coding region runs from base 163 to 1416 and encodes 417 amino acids. NCBI's taxonomy places the organism in Eukaryota, Metazoa, Mollusca, Bivalvia, Mytilida, Mytilidae.
CUCCACUUUUAAUGGAGGAAAAUACACGAAACUGAACUGGAGAUGUUUUAAAGAAUUUUAAAAGUGAAAGUAGAAUAUUUACUUCAUGACGUGUCCAUGUUUACCACAAGUUAAUUGAGAACUAGAUGCUGACAAGUAUUAAUUAAUUAUUUUAUAUGAAAAAUGGGUCGUCCCAAAAGAAAGACUGCUACAACAGUAAGGGCAUCUAAAAAGGAGUAUGAGUAUAAUGAGUUCUCAGACAUGGAUGGGGAGGAUUUACAUAAACCAAACUCAAAAGGGGAUCCAAUAGACAAACCAGACAAUGGAGAUAAAUGGGAACCUGAUUAUGAAGACGAUCUUUUUGAAGACAUUAACUAUGAAGUGAAUUAUGAAAUAAAAGAUGAGAAGGAGGACCCUUGCUAUGGCAGGAAACAGGAACUUCUUCGUGACUGUAAAUGUUUAACAGAAAGUGUCAGAAAGCCGUUGAACGUGGCUAUCAUUGGACCACCUGGAUGUGGUAAAUCUUCAUUCCUUAAUACUGUGUUUGCAAGUUUAAACAGUGAUCGCUGGUACGAAUAUGCCAAGUGUGGGUAUUUUGGAAACAAUGAAGAUGUCAUGGGAAUGCAAAUUACAAGACAUCUAAGAAGCUUCCCAAAGGAAGAGUACUACACACAGAAUGAUUGGUGUAGGUUACCCACAUUUAUAGACAUGACUGGAUUUGAAAACGACGAUUCAGUGAUAAAUGAAGAACUCUUAUAUCUUGUUUUCUGUGGUAAAGUGAAAGAAAAAGAGGUGUUGAAUGACAUUGUUGCAUUUGGAAGAUAUCAUGGAAUAACAACUAUGAGACAGGAGUACAGAAAUAGGUUUUCACACAGAAGAAUCGAUAGGAUCAUCAUUGUGUGUUCGUCAAAUCCAGAUUCUGCCAUGCCUUCUGCUUUGUUAAAGACCGUGGUGAAAGUAGCCAAUGAAUUAGACAUUACAUUUUAUGGUGUCAUGACUCAUGCUGAUAUAUUUCGAGCAAAAUAUGAUAAAAGAGUACAAAGCAGGGAGCAAUUGUUCAGGGAAACCCUUGGUUUGCCUAGAAAUAGAUUGGCAAGUGUAAUUAAUUACUGCCCAGAUGUCGAUCCUGAUCGAUCAUAUGAGGAUACUCUAUUACCAGCUCUUGAUGUACCUGUACUGAGGCUCAUGAGACAGAUAUUGACCCCUGAACCAGGUGAUUCAACGAUGAACUUUGGAGAUUAUGUAAAUGAAGUUAUCUAUUUCAUCAAGAACUUUUUCUUCAUAGGAUGUCUGCUUAUUGGCUGUCAAUAUUUCCUGGCAGUAGACUUUUCAGUGGUCAAGUCAAUCUUUUACAUACUUAUAAUGAUAUUGUUCAUUUUGUAUAUGUGUACAUAUUAUAUCAAAUUUAACAGACCUGUAAAUGCCACUGCGAGAUGAACAAUUUACAUGUAUUAACAUUUGAGCAUUGGCAUUUUCAAAACAUUAUCUUUUUUUUAUGUUUCCUGCUUUAUACAAUAUUUUGUUAAAGUAUACUGUCAGUGUGUUAACCCCAGAGUAUUGAUGUAGUCAAAUGUAAGUUGUCUUUAUGUGUUUAGUUUUUUUUAAACAUAUUUUGUUUAAGAAUACUAUUAGGGUGUUCUGUGUUUCCAAAAUACUUUGUUAAAGGAUACUAUCAGGGUGUUUACUGAUUUCAAAAUAUUUUGUUAAAGGUUACUUACCUGGGAGUAUAGAUAUUCCUAUUGUGUUAAGUUUAUAUUUAAAAAAAAAAAUUGGUUAAAGGAUGCUGUAUUAUUUAUCUAGUAUUAAUGUAAUCAAACAUAAAAUGUUUUUAUAUGUUGAGCUUUUAUACUAUAUUUUGUUUAAAGAUUCUGUAAGUGUGUUUUCCCAAGAGUAUUGAUGUUGUCAAACAUAAGAAGUUUUUUAUGUGUUAUGUGUUUUUGAAAUGUUUUGUUUAAGAAAAUUGUAAGAGUGUUUACCUUGGAGUAAUAAUGUGUUCAGCUUUUUUAUUAUAUUAUCUUUAAGGAUACUGUAAGGGUAUUUACCUAGGAGUAUUGGUGUAGUCGUACAUAGAAUGUUCUUUAUAUGUUCUGCUUUUUGUAUAAUAUUUUUUUUCAAUAAUACUGUAAGAGCAUUAACCCUGGAAUAUUUAUGUAGCCAAACAUAGAAUGUUCUUUAUGUGUUUUGCUUUUUGUGCAAUAUUUUAUUCAAUAAUACUGUAAGAGCAUUUACCCUGGAAUAUUUAUGUAGUCAAACAUAGAAUGUUCUUUAUGUGUUUUGCUUUUUGCGCAAUAUUUUAUUCAAUAAUACUGUAGGGGCAAUAAUCCUUGAAGUUUUGUGUAGUCAAACAUAAACAAUCUUUUUACGUUUAUUAUUUUUACAGUUUUUUUUUAAGAAAUACUGCAAGGGAAAUUAAUUUUGAGUAUUGAUGUUGUCAAAUAUGGACACUAUUUUUGGUUCAGUUUUUUUGACAAUAUUUUAUUAAAUAAUACUGUAAAGGAAUUUAUUUAUGUAGUCAAACAUAAGCAUUCUUUUUGUGUUUAGUAUUUUUUACAUUUGUUAGUUCCCAGUACUUUAGGGUACUGUCAUUUACCAUGGAGUAUUGAUGUGGUCAAACAUUAACCUUUUUCAUGGGUUGAUAUUUUUAGCUCACCAGAGCAAAGUCCAGUAUGAGCUUUUGCUAUCACUUUGCAUACGUUAUUAGUGUCCAUCAUUCUUAAACUUCUAAAAAGAUAACUCCCUUUGAAAAUAUUGAACUAAUUUAAAUAAAACUUCAUAUGAUUAAUUUUUCUGUCACUUUGUUUAAGUUUGUAAGUUUUAUUUUGGUGCAUCAGUCUACAUGGACACCAUGUAUGGGUUAAUAAAUUAUAAGGGUUGAAUUCAGGUGAUUGACUAAUAUGUUGAAAACCAUAUUAAUACAGAAAACUCUACAAGGGGACGACAAUUCUCAUAAUGUCAAAAUGCAUACAGUCUUUCUUUUUUUUUCACAAAAUGAGAUACUUUUUACAGGAAUGAUGGCCAUUAAAUGACUGAUUUUUGGUAAAUUUUAGCAUUUUUUACCUGGAUUACUAUUGUAGAUAAAAAACUGACUCCAUAAAUGAAUGCUUUAUAGGUUACUGCCCAUGCAUGAUGAAUUUUGACUCAUUAUUGCCUUUUAUCAAGCAUGAAAACUAUAACAGAUAGACAGAAACUGUAAACAGCAACUAUGAAAAGCAAUAAAAGAUCUACAAAAAUGCUGAUAUCACUGACACCACUGAAGUAUGUGCCCAGGCAUGAUUAUUGUUGUUAUUAUGCUUGCAAACUAUACUAUAUAUAAACAGCAAAUAUCAUUAGCAAUAGAAGAUCUACAAACAGAUAUAUCUGACAGCAGUGACCAUAAAUGAACGCUUUAUAGGAUUUACUGUCCAUGCAUGACGAAUGUUGACUCAUUAUUGCCGAUUAUCAUGCAUGAAAACUAUGAUAGAUAGACAAAAACUGUCAACAGUAAAUGUGACAAGCAAUAGAAGAUCUACAAAAAUUUUCAGAUAUGACUGACACCUAUGGAGAUACUGGUCAGGCAUGAUUAUUGCUGUUAACAAGCAUGUAUACUAUGAUAGAUAGAUACAAAAUUGUAAACAGAAAAUUGAUGAGAAAUAGAAGAUCUAUAAAAAAGCAGAUAUGACUGACACCAUAAAUGGAUUACUUAUAGGAGUUAUUAUCACACAUGAAUGCUUUAAAAGAUAGACAGAAACUAUAAACAGCAAAAACAAUAUGAGAAAUACAAGAUCUACAAAAAUGCCAAUAUAAUGAUUGUUUGAAUUUGAUUGUUGCUUGCUUAACACCCAGUUGUAAUUAUUUCAUGCCCUAUUCAAGAAAACUAAUUUGAAACUUUCAGUAAAUUUUUAUGGUAGUUAUCAUGCUUUAUUUGAGACUUUUUCCCAUUUCUAAGUGUUUCUGCUAUUCAUUUUGAAAACUGUAAUAGAUUGAUAUCACAUAAUAAUAGUUAAGGGGGAGGUGGAGUUAAAUUUUUAAAAUCUUUCUUUUUAUCUGAUGUAUAUUAGGUGAAUAUCAUUUCGGCAUAUAUUUUUCCAGAUUAGCAUUAGGAUCAGGCUCGUUUUAGCCUCCACUUAUUACAAUAUUUUGUUGAAUGAAUCCUGUUUAUGAAAAAAAAAAAAAAAAGAAUCACCCUGUCCGUCCGUCUGGUUGGUGUAUAAGUGGUUAUAACCAGAAUUUAUCUAAUGAAAUACGAUGGUGUAAUUUUGUAUUUUUUUAAAUGAUUAUCGGUUAAUUAGAUUAACUAUUAUAUACUUUUAUUUUGGCAUUUUUUUUAGUUUUAGUCCACCUUUUUUGUUAAUAAGGCUUUUUAUAGUCUCAUUGAUAAAACCAUGAUUUAUAAAUGGCUAUAAUUAGAGCUAUGUUUUCUUUUUAAUUACAAUACUAUUCCAUACUGUUAAUUGUGAUCAAAGCAGUCAGUCUCUGUUUAUUUUCUGAAAUUUUUAGAUGAGGUAGAAUUUUAUAAAUUACUCGACAUACAUGUACUGAAAUGAUGAAAAAUAGGAAGGUAAAUGCCAAUUGUUGGCAUAAGGACAGUUUUUUCAUUGAGUUUUAAGUUGAAUAUAAUAAAAUUUGGAUUUGUUA